Molecule: messenger RNA, 156 nt
Organism: Peronospora matthiolae
Lineage: Eukaryota; Oomycota; Peronosporomycetes; Peronosporales; Peronosporaceae
Source: the annotation of a GenBank genome assembly
AUGAAGGCGGCCUGUCAAUGGGAAACGGAUAAGCUGAAGAGGGACGAGGCACCGAGUGCAAUUGUGUCGGGGUCUCCUCAGGAAGAUACUUUGGUCGUCGACGUGGUUUUCGGCCAUGACUUGUACCUUGAAGAAGGACGUCGUUCUCCGUACUGA